CAGACGCGGCUAGUUCAAGUUGCCAUAGCACAGAGGAGCUGUUCUCCUGUUAGCUCACAGACUACACGCGACUAAAACAAGCGUCUUCUUUUGGAAUUAUUCACACAAACAGCAAGUACUUCCUCUGUUUCUUCAAGCGGUGGACACGAGCAGUGUUCUGUGGCCUCGCUGUUUUAUCUCAGAGCUAAAUAAGUGAGCUAACGGUGGGUGAGCUAGCUAAAGCUCAGUAGUAGAGAUGCCACUUGUUGCUAACCAGGAGGCGCGUCAGUCACAACAAUGGCUGUGAUUGAUUGGGAGGGGACCAGUGGGAGCUGCAGGGCUGCUAUGGUCAGAUAGUUGCAUUCUUGUCAUCCUCUGGUUGCUAAAUGGACGAUGACUGAGCUCCCGGGUCUGUUUGCUGUGAUAAAGAUCCUUAUCUCACAGAAAGUUCUAAACCGUCCCACCGUGGUCGUUAAUCUGAUUAACGUCACAGUGAACACUCCGCGGUUUGCGCUGACGAAGCUGGAGGUCGAUCACUAAUCUACACAUUAUCCCAGUCGGGCGUGUUAGUUUUGUCGCGAACCCAAACUAUGGACACAUCCAGCGGGUCGGACUCGUACGACCGGACGCGGGGCCACAGGCCUCGGGGGCGUGAAGCCCACCGCAGAGCCGGCCGGGACAGGGUCGGCGCCGGCGGGGACCGAGCAACAGACAUAUGCGAGAAGAUCGACACCCUGGCCAGCACGUUACAGGGCACCAGUAGAAACUUGACCAAAGUAGACCGUAUGCUGGGCCAGUACAGGGACCAUACAGACGACCAUGCUGAAGCCAUGGCACUGCUCAGGGAAAACCUGGAGGAGUCGAUCAGUCAGCUGCAGACACAGAGGCUGAGUAGAACCAAUGGGGCUCGGAGUGCUUCAGCUUCGGCCUCCACACUGCACACAAGUGACCUGGAGGCUGGUUCAGGCUCAGAAGGCCAGCGUUUCUACCCUACCUCUCCACUGAGGGACUACACAGGCUCCACAGGGAGGAGGAAGAGGUCUCAGUCGGCCGGUGUUCGCUUCAAGAAGGAUGCCACUCGGAAAGGAGACGGUAUUCAUUCUAUAAACCAAUCCUUGAGGGAUCUACAAAGUGACCAGCUGAGACUGUCUGAUGACCUGGAUAGAGAAAUCCUCAGGAGGAACAGGACUGAUAUUGACACCAGGCGGGCGAUGGAGAGCCUCACAGGACACUUGACAACAUCCCAGAGACAAGACUCAGUGUCGUCUCACGUGGAGCGGCGGCUGCAGGAGCUGGAGAGAGAGAUGCACAGCGAGGAGACAAGCACGGAGAGAGAAAGGCGGCCCCAGCAGCGGGCGGGCCUAUCCGAUGAGCUGCAGGAGACGGUAGGGAGACGACAACUUCAAGUCCACGAGAGAGACGAGGCCAUGGCAGCCAGGUUAUUGAAAGCAGAGAAGGAGAAGAUGGAGCAGGAUCUGGAGAGAGCUAGAAGACGAUUAGAACAGUCCGAGGACAGCAGAGAGUCACUCGUCCAACAGGUGGAGAACAUGCGAGAUGAGCUGCUGAGGAUAAGUAAGGAGAAGACUGAGCUUCACAGGAUGCAGCUGGAUACCUCUCAGCACACCGCUCAAACACAUGGCAACCACACUGACAGGGCGGAGGGAAGAGGUGGACAGCGAGGGCCAGACUUAGAAAAAGAAGUGGCAGACUUGCGGGUUCAGCUGUGCAAGGCCUCUGUUCUCCGUGAAGUCGAGGAACUGAAGAGGGCUUUGGACCAUAAGGAGAAGGAGAGGGUCCAACUCAGCCUACACGUGGAGGAAUUGUCAUCAGACCUGGCGCGGCGGGAGCAGCAGCAGCUACGAAUAUUGGAACAGUUGAAGCAGUUACAGAGCCGAGAGCAGGCUGAGAGGAGGGAGAUGGAGGCAUUACUCCAGGAGAGCACGAGGAGCAGGGAUGAAUUGAAGACCAGGGCCCAGGAGGCUGUGCGCCAGUGGAGGGCAAAGUGCAAGAGAUUGCAGAAGGAGCAGGAGGAGGCAAAAGCCCAGGCGCAAUUCCAUACUGACAAGGCCUCGCAGGCAGCCAGGGAGAAGGAGAACUCUCAGGCCCAGCUAAAGGCGCUGAGCCAGCAUACUGAGGCAGCCCGCAGGGAGCUCACUGAAAUCCUAGGCCGCUUGGCCCAGCGCGAGGAAGAACUACACCGCAAAGACGUGGAGCUGUCCGAGACCCGCCAGCGGCAGUUGUCACUGGAGCAGGAAAUGCGGGAGGUAAGGGAGGCCUCGGCUGCCCGGGAAGAAGAGACUCGGCGUCAGUCUGCCAUCCAAACAAGACUAAAGGAAGAGAACCAGAGGCUGGAGGAACGAGCCGACAGCCAAGCCCGCCAUCUUCAAAGAGACCAGGACAAGCAGGAAGAGCUCCAGGCCGCCCUCAAGCGCAUGACCUCAGCUCAUUCCCAUCAAGCUCAGCGGUUAGCUGAGGAGGAGAGAACCAGGAAGGAGCUCCAGAAGGGAGCGUCAGAACAACAGGCUAAUCUGACAACGAUGCAGGAGGAGCGGGAGGCACUGGCUCAACAGCUGCAGCUCGAGAGGGAGGUGCAUCAGAAGGAAGUGGACAACUUGAAGGCAAUGAUGGAAGACGUCAGGAAAAGGAAGCAUCGGGAAAUGCAGGCACAACUAAAGGAGUUUAAGGAAGAUGCAGCGUCAGAUAAGGAGCUGUGUGGGGCGCUCCGCAUCAAGUUGGACAGGAUGAAGGAUGAGUGUGAUAAGCUGGCAGCAGAGCUUUGCACAAAAGACGGGGCACACGCACUUCUCCUCAGAAAGUACCAACUACUCAAAGAGGAAAUGGAUGAUAGAGUCAGGUCAGGUGACCAGAGACGUGCUCCAGAACUGGAGGCGAAGUUGUUGCGGAUGGAGGCGGAACAAGAAACUAUCCUUACCUCAAUGGGGGAGGAACUAGACACAGCCUGCCGCAGCCUAGCGAGGAAUGGUGAAGACAAACUACAGGCAAUCUCACAGAAACCUGGAUUAGUAAAAGACCCCCAUCACUGGCUUGCCGAAUCAAAGACAAAGCUACGCUGGCUGUGUGAAGAGGUGCGGGAACGUGUCGUAAGAGAACAGCGCCUGAGGAAGCAGCAUCAGCAGGCCCGGGAUCAGUUGAAGGCGCUGACGAAGAGCCGGGACUCAGAACAUGAUGCUCUCUUGCAGCGACUGGACCAACAAGAGAAGCUGCUUCACUCCCUGAGCACUGAAAAGAAAGAGCUGUUGGAGCGGAGUCGCAGGAAGGAGGAGGAAAUGAGGAGCCUUCAGGACCGUAUUUUGGAUGUAGAGAUGAACACAAGAAUAGCCCUCGACCACCUGGAGUCAAUUCCUGAAAAACAAUGUCUGAUGGACAACUUCAAAGAUUUAGAGGAGUCACAGCGGCAGAGGGAGAUGGUCGAGCAGCGAUACACCAAAUACAAAGAGAUCGUCUGGGACCUUCAGCACCAGCUGGACGAGUCCAAACGCGAAAUCCAAGAGUACAGAGACGAGAAGCUGGAUGCCACGACCAGGAGCCUGAAACUUGCUGCUCUUUCCUCCAGCAUCAAAGGCCCCGGCACGUUCCUCAGCAACUCGCUGAGGUCUGACACUCUGUCUCCUCGAAAACGCCUGACCAGUUCGGAUCUGGACGACUCUGAAGUCAACGGGGCCAAACCACUCACAGAUUAGCUCAACCUCAAGUGAUCUUUUAUCUCUAUCUGUUGGAACGUGGACACACAGCGACGCGCACAGCUGACUGUACCUGCCCAGUGCUGAUCCAGAACCGACUGGACUGGACUCUGGGCCUCGCACUCAACACUAAUCCUCCUCGACUACCUCAAGCAGGCGAACACUGAAGCUGCUCGAGAGCAGAGGAGCGACUGAGGGAUUUCACACACACUUUGAAGAAGGACAUAUUUUUGCACACUGUAAAAGAGGAACUACUGUCAAGUGUUUUUUAUUUAUUAGACCCUGAAGUGAAGUUAUUUAUUGGGUUUCAACCAAAAUCAUUUCACUGUUACAUUCUAUUUUACAACUUUUUAACUCAACAGAUAUUUUAAAUCUUGUAAACCAAACUGUACUCCUCUCAUUAUGUGUUGGUGCUCAAAUGAUUUGGACACAGUUAAGGCCUUUGCACACAAAAUGAAUAUUUGUCUAUUUGCAUAUUACUAAUAUUUUUGUAUUUUUUUCAGAACUUCGAA
Molecule: messenger RNA, 4192 nt
Organism: Pleuronectes platessa (European plaice)
Lineage: Eukaryota; Metazoa; Chordata; Actinopteri; Pleuronectiformes; Pleuronectidae
Product: centrosomal protein of 128 kDa
Exons: 25
Coding region: 570-3680 (1036 amino acids)
Source: RefSeq, a predicted model, not a curated record